CCCUUGCCGCCCUGCGGUGCCGGGGCCUGUGGCACCCACAGGCGCCAGCAUGGGAGCUGCCCCCGUGCCCCUCGGCACCUCCCACCGGUGUGCCCAGGGCUGGAGCCGGCACCUGCAGCCGGCGGCGGGAGGCCGGCUGACAGCACCCACGCCACGGGCUCCUGCCCUCCCCCAGCCCGGAGGGGCUGGAGCCCUGCACCCAGCCGUGCUUUGCUGCCAGCUAACCUAUAAUUAAGGAAGAAAGUGCGAAGGACAGCAAAACAAGAUGUUGGUGCUGUCUAACAACACAGCCCUGAAUUCACUCCUCUCCAAGCUGCUUCAGGACUACCUGGAGCAGGCAAAUAGCUCUGCACCUUCCCAGGUCAGAAGUGCCAGCAGCAACCUGGAAAUCAUCUACGUGCUGCUGAUGAUCGGCCUCUUUGGCUUCUUCACAGUGGGAGUCAUGCUGACCAACAUCCGCGCCAGGAGGCUGGAGGACUCCCGCGACCCCUACAACACCUACAUUGCCACGGACAUUUGGCACAAGAAGGACAGGGAGUAUUUUCAAGCCAAGAUCAUAGAAAACUACAAGCUGUGCUGUGUCUUUGAAAACCAGCUGGCCGUGGAGCAGCCAAGCACACAGAUUCCAGAGGUGAAGUCUUCCUAGCAAAAGGGGAGAAAGGAUUGCACUUUGCACAGGGACAACCCGACCGACACCUGGUAUGAACCAGGCUAGCUGCUUGCCCGUCUGCAGAGCCGCAGGCACUGGCCUCAGUCAGGCUAAAUAACUGUAAACUGAUGGUGAAGCUGAUGGGUCUGUGAUGGCCCUGGUGCUGCAAAAGUGCCCGGCCACCAGUACCUUGCUGCAGUCACUGUAAGGUCGAGGAGGGGGGACACGCAGAGGGGGUAUCAUGGACUCAUCAGCUUCACCUAGCAAAAAAAGCAAAUGUUAGUGUUGCCUGUGUGAACGCUUGCAGUAGUCCAUGUAAUUAAAAACAAACUGGAUCAAACACAAGCUAGAGGCGUUAACUGCCAAGUGUGGUUUAGGCAAUCAUUUUCAAGUAAGAAAGACCAGUUUCUUCCAAGAAAAAGUAGCCAAAAUAUUUCAUUUGCAUUUUCGUCCAGCAUAGAAUAAUCUUUUUAUAAAUUGUACGGUGUUGUGGAUUACCUAUUUCUUUCAGAAUCAUGCACGUCUUUGAGAUAAAAUUUUAGAAAAAUAUUCCCAUUUUUUUCUGAAAACCAUUUCUGUGGAAAAAUGCAGACUUUGGAGCAAAUUUUUUUAGUGACUGUCCCUAAUUCCUAGCAGGUACCCCAGACCGGUGUUGAUGGCUUCUUUUGGUUUUCCUUCUCAUGGAUGGCGGUUGAUCCUGGCAGCAAUGUCCACUCUUAUACAAAGAUUCAGCAGCCCAUGGGGCCUAUGCCAUACAAGUGCGUAAUGUUUUGAAAGUGUCAGUCACAUUUAAUUAUUGCACAAGACCUAAGUGCAAGCCCUUGACUGGAAAGUGAAUUUCCACUCUGUGAAGAGCUGUUCCACAAAGUGUCUUAUAUUUAAUCACUGACACAGCUUAUGUCUGUGCUUAACUUAAAGCCCGUGAGCAGUUCCUCCAGCUCUCAAGAGCAGCCUCCCUCGGUAUAGCUGUUUAUCUAUUGCAGUAUCCAACGCGAGGUCCGUGCCAGCAAAGUUUUCCUGCCCUUGGCCUCCUUACUCCCUCCUUCGGCAGGCCGUGUCUGCCGAGCCACGGGGCUAUGGUGGCAGCCAAACACGGCUUCUGCGGCAGCAGCUAUCAUCUGUCUCUGUUAAAAGGGAGAAAUACGGUUCCCCUGGACAUUCUGUUACUCAAAAUAGCAACCUCGCCAGCUUGAAGCCUGUUUUCUUGUUUGGGAUCAAAGAAGCAGUGGUCUGGACAGGAGCGGGGGGGAGCGGUUAUUUCUGCUCUGCAGAUACACAUCCCAUUUUUAGCUAUUGGAGAGGAAAGAGAAGUGGGAGAGGCUUGAAAGAAAGUCAUGCAGAGCAGCCACUUCAAAGGCAAGGCGAGGGUAGAUAGCUACCCAAGUAUUUGGAUGGGCAAGCAAUACCAGUCACAGCAUAUCCCUUUUCCAUGCAUAGGUACUUCUUUAGCACUGCACUUUCAUUAAAGUAAUAUUCCAGCCAUGUUUGUGUUCCCAGAAUACUUAGGACAAUUAAAAAUGCUGGGUAUUUUUUUUAAAGAUAUUUAUAUGGUGCCUGCCAUUAAGCUGAGGACAAGAUACAUGUUUUCAGUGUCUUGAACAGCUUGGAAAAUCUCCAUUAGCUUAAUUAUCCAAGUUACUUUUCCCUCUAGACGAAUGUAAACCAAAGCCAAGCUUUGGAAAGAUGUUCACUUCCGAGCUUGGGCACUGCUCUUUUGGGAUCUCACCAUGCAGUCUGUUUAUUACUUGCAGUUCCCUCCCCCUGUGACAGUGCAAAUGCUCUUGCUUGCUGGCUCUCCAGAGGCAGGCCCAUGCAGCAUUGCCAACAAUGUUUAAACUUGCAUAAAAAAUGGCUUUUAAUUACAUUAAAACCUUUGAAUAUUAAGCUUGUUGAAAGGGCUCCCUCCCGCAGCUCCCCCUCCACCCCACGUGUUUUCAGGUAUUUUGGGUCUAGGCACUUGCUGGUCACCUUAUUUUAAUAGGUCCAGUGUAGUUAUUUGUGACAGGGGUAAUUGUCACCAUUAGUUGGCUUCCACUUUUUUUUUUUUCAGCUCUGCCAUUUUAUUUGUUUAAAAAAGAGGGGAAUGACUGUGCCUUAGUCACAACACUUUCCUGUGCCACCAGGCUACAAAUCACCCUUCAGUGUCAGUUGUGGACUCCCACUGUGGGCUUUCACAUUACCUUUCAGUCCUGUAGUUCUCCUUUUUCCCCUAUUUUUUCACUUGUACCACGCAAUAAAAUAUGAAUUACAAAC
This is a messenger RNA of Harpia harpyja (harpy eagle), 2902 nucleotides long. It is a transcript of the gene KCNE1, whose product is annotated as potassium voltage-gated channel subfamily E regulatory subunit 1. The record is from RefSeq and is a predicted model, not a curated record. Gene Ontology annotation, biological process: negative regulation of delayed rectifier potassium channel activity; regulation of heart rate by cardiac conduction; regulation of ventricular cardiac muscle cell membrane repolarization. The transcript has 3 exons. Gene Ontology annotation, cellular component: membrane. Lineage: Eukaryota; Metazoa; Chordata; Aves; Accipitriformes; Accipitridae. Gene Ontology annotation, molecular function: transmembrane transporter binding; voltage-gated potassium channel activity involved in ventricular cardiac muscle cell action potential repolarization; delayed rectifier potassium channel activity. The coding region runs from base 266 to 646 and encodes 126 amino acids.